UUCACUGGAAAGUCACAUUUAAACAGCUUGAUACAAAUUCAAGUUCUUUUUUCUAAAUUUGAAUCUUCCAUCUAUGGUACAUGACUGGGGCGACAAUAGCUGUCGCUUGUUGCGCGAGAGACAACUUCUAAAGCAGCCGCCAGCAUGUCCGAGGAGUUGCCUGGAACCGUCCGGAGGACAAUGUGUCGAUAUCAAAGCCGUCAAACUGGGCGAAGGCGUUCCGGACGUUGUCAAGAACUUUCUGGAGCCCGAGAUACCAGUACGGCGCCGGAUAGAUCUAGCCGAUGUGUGCGCCAAGUGUGGCACCCGGGAAUCGGAGAAAUGCUGCAACUUGUGUGAGGCACAAGCUGCAAAGGAACCAAAUCUCUGCUCCGCAGCAUGUAGGCCCCAGGGCACAAUGCUCAAAACGAGGCAGUUAGUGCAACCCACACGACCAAGACCUCCGUAUAAGCACUCCGUUUUUUUGGAUGACAACACUUUGGUGGGCCGAGUUUUUCCAAUGAAAUUUCGCAUACGUCGCCGGAAAUGCGAGUGCCAAGACUGCCGGAGGGAUCUGGCGGCACGCGAAACUGUGACGGGCAACGAGGAUCUGAUACUGUUAUCCAACUGCUGCAACGUGGAGGUCUAUCCGCGUCAGAAGCUCGACAACUGGCAUCGGGUGCCCGUGAGCACGAUAACCGGCGAGAAACAUUUCUCCAAGAAAAUUGUCGACGAAGUGUGCCAACUGGAGCCCAAAAAAGUGCCACCUCCGCCUCCAGUCGAGGAGCCAAAUAAACCCAAAACAUCAAUUAUGCCAAAAAAGAAAAAAAAGAAGAAAAAGAAAAAGAAGAAGAAAGGCAAAAAAGGCAAGAAAGGCAAAAAGAAGUAAAAUACUUUCGAGUUAAAAGUGCUUCGAAAAUAGUUUCAAAAAAUAUUUUCUCAAAGUACCGAGUUCUCGGUUAAAACUAUAGAAGACUUUAUAGAAAUUGCAUUAUUUCUGUAAACUUUAUUUAUAGAUUUAACUGAAAUUCUCGCACUUUGGGAGAGAUUUAGGUAUUUAUUUGAAAUGUUUUUUGAAGUAAUUUUAACACGAAUGUUUUAAAUUCUUAUUUUACAAACUAAAACAGGAUUAAACCAGAUAACCCUUUAAGGAACUGAGUAAUAAAAUUAC
Molecule: messenger RNA, 1150 nt
Organism: Drosophila novamexicana
Lineage: Eukaryota; Metazoa; Arthropoda; Insecta; Diptera; Drosophilidae
Exons: 2
Coding region: 74-868 (264 amino acids)
Source: RefSeq, a predicted model, not a curated record